Molecule: messenger RNA, 723 nt
Organism: Trichogramma pretiosum
Lineage: Eukaryota; Metazoa; Arthropoda; Insecta; Hymenoptera; Trichogrammatidae
Product: transmembrane inner ear expressed protein
Exons: 2
Coding region: 205-723 (172 amino acids)
Source: RefSeq, a predicted model, not a curated record
AAUAAAUUGUAGGAGUGCCUCUGCGAGGGGGUUGCAGAAACGCCGAUUAUUACAAGUAAGCUGCCACACCUUCCGGCAGCGUAAAGAAUAUUUUGUUAUUUCAGCGCAGUCGACCGCGCUCACGGCAGCAGCACGCGUGCAUACGGCAAAGAGAUUUUCUUCUGCCUCUUUCUCCCUUGACUCGUCUCAAUUUUUCCAUCGGAAAUGGAAAUAGGCAAUAUCCUGUCGGAAUUGGUGCCCACUCUGCCACCCUGUCCGGAGAACGGCACGCAGGCCACGGGCGAAUUGUGCGCCGAGCAAGAGCACGAAAACGAGUGGCUGGAAAACGAGGUCGUGGGUAUGCGUCUCUGGCAGCUCGUCGGCAUCGUACUGUCCAUCCUCUUGGCUAUCGUCAUUAUGAUCUGCUGCUGCGUGAGAUUCCGCAUACCCAGAACGAAGCAAGAGAUCGAGGCAGAUUACAUAAGGAAAAAAUUGACGAAGAGCUUCAGGCGGGAACUGGCCAAGAUCAGCGACAAGGAGAUGCAGGAGGACGACAUGGAUUUGAAAAAAGCUUUGGAACGUAUUCAGGAGUUUUUUAACGCUGCGGAAAUUCAAGAGAAUCAAGAGGAGAUAAUUUGUGAGGGUCCCGCGAAAAGCUUCGGAAGUAAGUUCAACGCAAUGUUCCAAGGUAUGCGAGUUCGGUUUCAAAAAAACGAAACGCCAGAGUUCAAUACCAUGAUUUAA